CCUGUAAAAGGCUAAAAGCUUCCCCAGUUCGCUUUCGUCUUUGUUAUCAAGCUAGUCGUCACCGAAUUUCGUCUUGCAACCUGGAAAUAUGGAAUCCGAAGACCACCAUCACCACGAUGACUCUCCGAAAUCUCCAACCUCCUCCUCCGCCGGUACUUGCAUCAAAUGCGGCGGAUCCACUGCCGUCGCGCCACCUCCAACGAUAUCAUGGUCGGAAAUCUCUCCACCUCCGAUAUACCGUCCUAUUCGCGCUCCUGCCGUGAACCUCCCUGACGCCCAGACGCGACAGCAAACUAUAAUCCUUGCUCCUGUCCCUCAGUCCCGAAAGGUCGACGUUGUAUCUCCUCCUUACGAGUUCCAAGCCCCCUCCAAGAAAAUUCAGUCUCCCGAUGACAUCCGCCGUUUCCUCGAUUUCGAUUCGGGAGAUAAAUUCCUCGGCUUCGUUGUAGCUCUCUCUGAGUCCAUCCGCUGCCACAAACUCUCCGAUCCUUGCCACGAAUCGCCUGUUACCAAAACUAUCGUUUCCAUUCUUCAAACCCUAAUUCAAUGGGUUGACGAGAUCCCUCCCCUCGAACAAAUGGCCCGCUAUGGUAACGUUUCUUAUAGGACCUGGCAUAACCGUCUGGUUGAGAAAAGUGACUCUCUAAUGCUAGAAUUCCUCCCGGACGAUCUCAAAUCGGCAACAAUUGAGAUCGUCCCUUAUUUCACUGACAGUUUCGGAAAUUCGAGCCGGAUUGAUUACGGAACUGGCCACGAGACGAAUUUCGCGGCGUGGCUGUAUUGUUUGGCUAAAAUUGGAAUCAUUAAGGAGGAGGAUUAUCAAGCUGUGGUGGCUAGGGUUUUCGCCAAGUAUCUUGAAUUGAUGAGGAAGUUGCAGUUAGUUUAUAACUUGGAACCGGCGGGUUCUCAUGGUGUGUGGGGGCUUGAUGAUUACCAUUUCUUGCCUUUUAUUUUCGGCUCCUCCCAGUUGAUCGAUCACAAGUAUAUGAAACCCAAGUCCGUUCAUAAUGAUGAUAUUCUGGAGAAUUUCUCUAAUGAGUAUAUGUAUCUCUCAUGCAUUGCCUUCAUAAGGAAGGUGAAGAAGGGCUUGUUUGCGGAGCACUCCCCCUUGUUGGAUGAUGUCAGUGGAGUGCCUAAUUGGAAAAAGGUGAAUAGUGGGAUGCUUAAGAUGUAUAAGGCAGAGGUUUUGGAGAAGGUGCCCAUUAUGCAGCAUUUUCUGUUUGGCUGGCUGAUCGAAUGGAACCAAUAGUUUGUUUGUUCUAUUGAUCAAGCACAACCUAUGGGAACGACUCUCCUCAGCUAUUAUAGGAGCUGGUAACUGGAUUGAAGUAGUGUAUUUUGGUUAUAUCAUUACGUUGAUUGUGCAUCUUUUUGUCUCCUUACCAUGCGAAAUUGCGAUGCAGAUGCAGUUUUGAAGUCGCCGCUAUCUAUUUUGUUUUAAGCAUGUAUUUCUUUUGAUGAUAUUCCUGAAGUAGUCUGCUGAGUUAUUUAAUUGAAGUAGAUGCUAUGACACUGUUAUGUGUGUGAUUGUAGAGCUAAUAUUAGACAAUUCUGUUCAAAAUUUACUGCUGGUUUUGGAUUUAGAAGGUGAUAAGGCAAUUUAGGCUGUCACUUUAUCAGUGUCAAAAAAAGGGCAUGUGAACAAUGUCUCUAAUCUCUCUACCAAUGUGCAAAGA
Molecule: messenger RNA, 1676 nt
Organism: Tripterygium wilfordii
Lineage: Eukaryota; Viridiplantae; Streptophyta; Magnoliopsida; Celastrales; Celastraceae
Product: serine/threonine-protein phosphatase 2A activator
Exons: 2
Coding region: 89-1249 (386 amino acids)
Biological process (GO): mitotic spindle organization
Cellular component (GO): nucleus; cytoplasm; protein phosphatase type 2A complex
Molecular function (GO): peptidyl-prolyl cis-trans isomerase activity; protein tyrosine phosphatase activator activity
Source: RefSeq, a predicted model, not a curated record